AUGGAAUUCAUGAAACCAAUUGCAAGUGUCAGCCCUGCCUAUACAUCCACGUCAUCCGGAAAACACCAGAAGCAACUGAAAUUCGUAGCUAUACGUGGUGCAAAACUCCACAAAGCUACGAAAACGGAUCACGGCCUGCGACGUACCACAGGCGUUUGGAGCCCGACGCUCCGCCGCUUACUGGAGUUUAGAGGGAAACGCUACUUUGGCUCAGUGAGAUACAGCACGCCUAAAGCACAAAGCGUCAGGAAGGCGGGGGACGCUUUUUGCCCAUUUAUCUUUCCGUUCCUCCCUUACUGCAGCUAUUUAAAGGUUAAACGGAAAACGCCACACCCCGAAAGGCCUGCGGACAGCUCACUAGAGAGGAAUCUCCUCACACACCGCGCCGGGACGGUCGCUGAGGGACACCGCGGAUGCGGCCUGCCGCCUCUUCAGGAGCGGCGCUGCCCCAAGAGAAGCCCCGUCUCUCAGAAGGGCCACCAGCCGCGACGCGGGGAGGACGCGGGAGCCGCCUCCACCUGCGGGCCGCCCUCCGAAGCAAGGGGCAGGCCCGGGUGCCUGAAAGGAUCCCCGCCGCCUCUUCCCGCCCCUGACAGCCCCGGGCAGGAACCGGGGCAGCGGCGGCUGCGGGCGCACUACUUCUCUGUUGAUGCCCAUCAACGGCCUUUUCGCCGCGGAGGCUCUUGGGAGCUGUAG
Molecule: messenger RNA, 696 nt
Organism: Nipponia nippon (crested ibis)
Lineage: Eukaryota; Metazoa; Chordata; Aves; Pelecaniformes; Threskiornithidae
Source: RefSeq, a predicted model, not a curated record